CUUAUUUAUUGUGUUGUGUUCUACAAUUGGUGUCAGAGCCAAUGCUUAGAAAAAGACCUAAUCAGUCUAAGUAGAUCUUGGCUAUAUAACACAUGGCUAACUUGGAAGGGUCUUCGUCUAACAAGGCACCUUUGGAAGGGUUUUGGACCAUUAGAAUGGAAAGUAAGUUAUAUUUCUUCCUUAGGUUUUGAUAGCAGUAGAAAAUGGUUAUACUAUGCCUAGCCUUCCUUUAACUUAUCCUGCGGAGAAAAGGGAUUAUGAGACAAUGCCAGAGCUUAAAAUACUAUACUAUGUGGUUUGUCUAACAUUGAGUUUGUCAAAGUUAUGCAUUGUAAGUCAGCCAAGGAAUUUUGGGACAAAUUGAAGAGCAUUUAUGAAGGAGAUGACAAGGUGAAACGGGCCAAAUUACAAACCUACAGGGAUCGAUUUGAAAGUGUAAACAUGAAAGAAGAAGAACAGGUUGUAGACUAUCUGUUACGAGUGGACGAGAUAGUGAACGCGCAAUCAAGGGCCUUGGAGAAGUAGUGAGAAAAAAAGUAGUGGUACAUAAAAUUCUAAGAUCUUUACCCUCCAGGUAUAAUGCUAAAAUUUCUACUAUAGAAGAAGCUAGAGAUCUUAAACAAAUUACUUUUGUUGAUUUGCAUGGAAUACUAAUUGCUUAUGAAUUGAGAACGUAUGAUGAAGAGACUACUAAGAGAGAAAUUGCUUUCGAGUCCACAAAGAAGACAAAAGGAGAAAGUUUGGGAUGAGACACUGACAUGGAUGAAGAACUUACAUAUUUGGUAAAUAAACUAAAAAGGAGUUUUGGCAAGUGCAAAGGGAAGUUACCCUUCAAGUGCUUCAAUUUUGGGAAAACUUGGCAUUGUGCUGCUAAGUGUCCUUAUGAAAAUGAUGACCAAGAUAAUGGGGAAGGCUUCAAAAAGAAGAAUAAAGGACAAUCUUCUUACAAACAACAAAACUUUUCAAAAAAGAAGAAAAGCUAAUGCAUUAAAGAAGGCAAUUCAAACUCAAAAGACAAUGAAGAGUUUAGUGUUGAAACAUUGUUUAUGGCAAUCGGACCUAUUAGUGCAAAUCAAAGUGAUGGAAAGUUGCAUGAUGAUGAAGAGAGUGAGAUAAGUCUUGAAGGAGAACUAUUGUGUGCCUUAGAAGAGAUUAAAAAGAGAGAAUUCACAGCAAAAAGUGUCAGCAUUGAAGGAAGGUGAUGGCCUCAAAAGGGAACUUGAGGAAAGGAACCAGAUGAUCAUCAAUCUGGAGAUUGAAAUUGAAGAAGUGGACACCACCGGGAAGGCGCCUUAUUACUGGUUCACAAAGUGGAGAGUUCACACUUUGGAAUGGGCAAUCUUUUAAUUUUGAAAUGAUUCUUCAGGCUCAUGAUCAGGCAGUCCGGUCAAUGGUAUGGAGUCACAAUGAGAAUUGGAUGGUCACUGGUGACGAUGGUGGUUUCAUCAAGUACUGGCAAACUAAUAUGAAUAAUGUGAAAGCAAACAAAUCUGCACACAGAGAGGCUGUACGUGAUCUGAGUUUUUGUAGGACAGAUUUAAAGUUUUGCUCCUGUUCUGAUGACACAACUGUUAAAGUUUGGGAUUUUGCUCGAUGUCAGGAAGAACGUUCCUUGGAAGGUCAUGGUUGGGAUGUAAAGAGUGUUGACUGGCAUCCAACAAAAUCUUUGCUUGUUUCUGGGGGUAAGGACAAUGUCGUAAAACUGUGGGAUGCAAAAACAGGACGGGUUCUAAGCAAUCUACAUGGUCAUAAGAAUACAGUCCUCUGUGUCAAAUGGAAUCAGAAUGGUAAUUGGGUGCUUACUGCAUCGAAGGACCAAACUAUAAAGCUUUAUGACAUACGAACAAUGAAAGAGCUUGAAUCAUAUCAUGGGCAUCGUAAGGAUGUCACAGCUUUGGCAUGGCAUCCAUUCCAUGAGGAGUUAUUUGUAAGUGGAAGCUUUGAUGGAUCAAUUAUACACUGGCUUGUUGGGCAUGAAGUUCCUCAAGUUGAGAUACAUAAUGCACAUGAAAGUGCUGUAUGGGACCUUGCAUGGCAUCCGAUGGGUCAUAUCCUCUGCAGUGGGAGUAAUGAUCACACAACCAAGUUUUGGUGUAGAAACCGUCCAGGUGAUACAGGUCGAGACAAACACACUGGCUAUGUUCAAGGAUCUAGUGAGCAAAAUACUGUUGUCCCAGGCCGUUCAUUUCAGACAGGAGAAGGUCCAACUACUCCAGGACCAUUUGCAGCAGGGGGAGCCAUGCGUGUUGAAGGAACUAUUCCAGGUGUUGGUGCUGCAAUGCCUUUCAUGCUUCCAACCCUGGAUAUGACUUCUCAGCCUGAACCACCACAACAGAUGGUGCUGGGUUCAGCACCCCAAGGAGUGCAUCCAGGAGGGCCUCAUCCUCCCUUUGCUCCACAUCCAUCAAUUGCUACAUCUAGUCAACAAAUGUAUCAGCAGAUACAACAGAUUCCGACACAGCAGCAACAGCAGCAUCAGAUGAUUCCUCAGCUACAACAGGCUUCAACUUUACCACAACAAUUACCAAAUAUACAACAGCAGCUGCAACAAGCACAGCAACUACAAGGUCCUCCCAUGCAUUUAGGAUUGCAUGCACAUCCUCCACCACCACCACCUAGACCACCAUUACCACAACCUUCACAGUUAGGAAUGCCUUCCUCAAUGCCUCUUUCAAUACCAUCCACUUUGCCUUCUGCUCCGAUGCUUCAUUCCAAUCAAUAUUCUUCUAUGGUACCUUUGUCAGGGCAAUUAGCCCAAGGUUCAUCGAAUCAAAUGAGACCUCAAAUAUCUCAAUCACAUGCACUUGGCUUGAGUUCCAUGCAUCCGGGACAGGUUUCUGGCUCAAGCCUUCCAACGAGCAUGGGAAGCUUUGGGAAUGGCAUUACACAUAUAUUGGAAAGUCAAAGCAGUGUUUCUGGAGCUCCACCUUUUCCAACUAACACGGUAGGAAUGCAGCUUCAACCACAUGCAACAAUUGCACCAACUUCUGGAGUUUACAACAGGCCACAAGGUGGUCCAUUACAAACUUCAUCAAUAACUCCAGGACUUCAUGCAUACCAGUCAACUGCUCCAGCAAACAUGAUGGACAUGAGGGGGGCUGGCACAAACCUGGGAACCAAUGUUGGCCUUGGAAUGGGCAUGGGCAUGGGUGUUCCAUCUCAUCCUCGUGGUCCUGCUCCACCUCAACAAUGAUAGUUGAUUAUCAGAAUUUGCAGUAGAUCUUUGUCAUUUUGAAAGGUUGCAAUUACUAAAAUACACCCUCGCAUCAAGCUUUGUUUGGAAAUUCUUCUUCUGUAUGUAAUUGUCUGGUGAUAUAAGAUUUAGUACCGGUAUUCUUUAUCAGGGAUGAGCCAGACUUCUUGAAGUAGUGACCCAUAAACGUAGGAGAAAUGUAAACAGAUUUUGAUAUUUCAAUAGUCAAGCAUGAUAAUUUCUUAUUCUGUUGAAGUACCACAUGUCCUGCUCAUUGCAGUUUUCAUGUAUAAUUCUAAUUCAAUGUGAGGGUGACAUUCAUUCAAA
Messenger RNA from Cryptomeria japonica (Japanese cedar), 3520 nucleotides. RefSeq names its product flowering time control protein FY. The transcript has 14 exons. NCBI's taxonomy places the organism in Eukaryota, Viridiplantae, Streptophyta, Pinopsida, Cupressales, Cupressaceae. Gene Ontology annotation, molecular function: protein binding. The record is from RefSeq and is a predicted model, not a curated record. Gene Ontology annotation, cellular component: mRNA cleavage and polyadenylation specificity factor complex. The coding region runs from base 1355 to 3193 and encodes 612 amino acids.